GGCUCAACGAGGCGGCGGGACUGCAGAAUUUCCACACUGAUUAGUCAACAGUGGAAAAUCUGAAGAGAUGCAAGUAGGAAAAAGAAACUAAAACAGGCCUGAAGAGCGAUGCGACAGGCGUGAUGGAGGUCGAGUCCUCCUACUCGGACUUCAUCUCCUGUGACAGGACCGGAGGUCGGAACGCGGUCCCUGACAUCCAGGGGGACUCGGAGGCUGUGAGCGUGAGGAAGCUGGCUGGAGACAUGGGCGCGCUGACGCUCCAGGGGGCAGAAGGACAGACAGAGGCGGGCACCCCAGACAAGGAAGCCAGCAAGCCGCCCGAGAGCAGCGAUGGGACCACCUCGUCUUGAGUCUGACUUUGCCCAUGAAGGGAGGAAGAGAGACCUGCUGUCCCCACCUUGACAGGGACCCCCGGCAUUGGCCUGGCAGCCUCUUCUCUGAGCCCCUGUACCAGGCAAGCCAAGCCAGAGUGAAGCGGCACCCCCGGAGGCCGCCGUGGCCCCUGCCCUGGGAAAAUCUUACCCCUCCUCUGCCCCCCCGCACCCUCCACUCGCCCAGCACCUCCUCACCGUGCCCGGGCACUCUCACACAACCCUGUAGCUGCGGGGCAUUAUUUAUUCAGUGGGCACCUGGGUGAGCUGCACCCCCAGGAAUGAGCCUCCGUAGGUGGUCUGGGCGGCAACCACAGCCCAGCUCUGCCCAGCCUCCUCCAAGCCCAACCUUUGGAGUCAAGACCUUCAUAACCCUUUUUUUAAACACUUUUAAACUUUUUAAAAACUUUAAACCUCUUUUCAGCAGAGAGAAGGGAGCUGACUUUUUUUGGGAGGGUGGGGGAGGCACUCUAAGCUAAACUGACCAUCUGUGCAGCUCCAAGGCCCCUCCUGGAGCCUCCCGGACCCAUUUCUAGGGAAGGGGUUUUGUGCUCAAAACUGACCAACUCUUUGCCCUUUCUACCAACAUAAGUGGCACCUAGGACCCAAGAAAUAAAUGCUGAUGAUUUGUG
This is a messenger RNA of Hyaena hyaena (striped hyena), 1003 nucleotides long. Its product is annotated as cAMP-dependent protein kinase inhibitor gamma-like. Gene Ontology annotation, cellular component: cytoplasm; nucleus. Gene Ontology annotation, biological process: negative regulation of cAMP-dependent protein kinase activity. Lineage: Eukaryota; Metazoa; Chordata; Mammalia; Carnivora; Hyaenidae. Gene Ontology annotation, molecular function: cAMP-dependent protein kinase inhibitor activity. The record is from RefSeq and is a predicted model, not a curated record. The coding region runs from base 123 to 350 and encodes 75 amino acids. The transcript has a single exon.